This is a messenger RNA of Parasteatoda tepidariorum (common house spider), 1808 nucleotides long. Its product is annotated as cell adhesion molecule 2. The record is from RefSeq and is a predicted model, not a curated record. NCBI's taxonomy places the organism in Eukaryota, Metazoa, Arthropoda, Arachnida, Araneae, Theridiidae.
UUCAUUUCACAUACUUUCGACUAACGAGAGAAGUUCGAAGAGAGAGGCGGCGAAGUUGAAAGAAAAAGAAGAUAGAAAUUCUGCGUAAUUUGAUAGGAAAUAAAUUGGAAAAACUCGCAGAGAAGACAUUAAAAGCUUUUCCGGAGUUAAAAUUGCAUUGAUGAUAAACUUUCGCAUCGGUGUUUAACAAUUAAAUAUUGAAAAAUCUACCUUUGUGUUAUAAAUGUUCGAAAGCAUGAACUUAUAUAUAAUUAAGCUACGAAAAGGUUGUUAAAAAGAUUAAUUUUAAAUUUUAAUGUACAGAACAAUGAUGAAAUUAAAUGUACGCCAAAACAUUUUGAUAAUAUUUAUACGAAAUUUAUACCACUUGACGAAUUUUCAUGGAAUUUAAAACAAUAUGAUGACGAUUUGAUUAGUUUAAUCAUGUUACAGUUUGUUAAUAAGAAUUAAAUAAUUUGAUCGUGACAAAUUAUUAACGAUGCAAUUUGGUAGAAAGAAACUUUUUCUCCAAAAGAAAAUGCAUGUUAUAAAUAUUUGCAGCUGAUUAUUUGUAAAUUUAUCCAACCUAAUACUUUGUUCACACGCCAGUCUGUAAUGCAACGCUGGAUGAGUUUUCCGAAUGCAGCGUUACGUAUUAUAUCAAAUCUAAGUGUUUUAAAAUUUAAGAAAAAAAAGAAUAAUUUUUGCUUUUUGUGAGAAAGUUUUGAUUAUCAAACUAAUACCUGAGUAGUUUAUGAAAACAAAAGUGCUGAAAAGUACAAAAGCAGAAAAACUGUGAAAACGCAAAGCUCGGGAAUCUAAACUGUAGUAUUUUACAUGGAUACUGACUUCGAAACAUCUCUAUACAAUAAUCGUUGCGUAACAUUUGGAAUAUACAAGUUGAUCAGAAGUGAAGAGACAAAUCGUCUGUUGGAUGAGAAAUGCUCAAAGACCCAACAUUUAAGGCAUACAUUUUUGAAAAUCUUCUUCUUAUUCUUGCAACAUUUUUACCUGUCUCUUGUACACGCUUUAGUUUGCCUUUGAGAAUCAGCAUGCUGCAUAUACCCACCCCCGUAGUGACGGGCGAGGAUGUCCGACUACACUGUUCAUAUGAGCUUGGAAAUGAGACCUUGUACGCAGUCAAAUGGUACAAGAAUCUGGGGGAGUUCUUCAGAUAUGUCCCUGCAUCAGAUCCACCCCUAAAGACCAUCCCUCAACUUGGAAUCGAUGUUGACAUGUCAAGAUCAAACAGCACUACAGUAUUUCUUAGAAAUUUAAAUAUGGAUAGCUUAGGAAAUUAUACAUGUCAAGUGUCCACUGACAAACCUUUUUUCAGAUGCGUUCAGUCCACAAAACAAUUAGAAGUUGUAGUGCCUCCGUCAGAUAGACCCGUAUUGAUGACAGAGAAAGCUGAAUAUGAAUUAGGAGAUAAUGUCUCAAUUUUGUGCAAUUCCGGAAAAUCCAAACCAGCACCAGAGCUCAAAUGGUACAUCAAUGAUCAGCUAGCUCAAUCUGAAUUGUCCGAUCAAGAAACUUUUGUGUACCCCGACCAGUUGGAAAGUACCAGCCUUGCUUUAAGAUUUAGACUAAAGCCAGACGUUCUACACAAUGGAAAAGUCAUCCUUAAAUGUGUUUCCACCGUUCAUCACAUUCAUGCAGUUUCUGUGAAAGAAAUUAGAGCUACAGGUUCCAAGCCAAAUGAAUCUCAUAGUGGAUUAUUGUGCAUCACAAUUACCAUAAGUGUUCUGUUCUAUGUAACACAAUUUUUUGUGUAACUCCAUUCUUCCAUUAUGUACAGUGAUAAUAAAAUAAAAACCUUUAAUAAGACA